CAUGAACUUCACCUAAUCUUUCAGUCCUUUAAGCAUUGAAAAAGCUUCAGAUUCACCAAAAACCCAACAAUGCUGAUAUCAGAUUCACCAAUCUUGUUCUUCUUCCAAACCAUCGUAGCUUUGAUCCUAUUCAUCCUUCUUUUUCGUGUAACCCUUGUCUUCUUCCUUCUCACCCUUCUCUUUGCCAUUUGUUCCGACAUUGUUUACAUCCUUUUGGACCUUCUUUGCCCUCAACUCUAAAGCUGCCUCAUCACAUACACAAUUUCCAUCCUCUAAACCUACGGUCCGCUUCCCCUGCUUUAUCAAACGGAAUCAAAGAACUCUUCAAAUUCUGUCCACCUAUAAAAUCCAAACAUUUCAAAAAUGCAAAAGCAAAAAUGGGGUUAUCAGUCCAAACAGUGGCACCAUCUUUAACCUUUAUCAGUCAUCAAACAAGCAUCAAAUUCCUCAUAUCUCGGGAAUCCAACAAUCUUCAUUUUCUUAUUCCAAAAAGAUGGACCCAGUAUUCAAGUAGUUGUUUUGUUCUUAGAUUCCCCUUUCGCUCUUAUUCUAAUUUUCCUUCUCCCCAGACUUCUUUUCCGCUUUGCCCUCGUUUUUCUCGGUCUCACCCUCCUCUUCCUUCUUUGUUCCCACUCAGUUUUCAUUCUCUUCCAUCUCUUUUAACUUCAAUGGCCACUUCUCAAGCUGACAAUUACUCCUCUCAGCCUUCCCAAACCCAAACGGUACGGGCUGUGAUAAAGGGUAGGGUUCAGGGUGUGUUUUAUAGGAACUGGACAAUAGAGAAUGCUACUCAAUUAGGCUUGAAAGGUUGGGUUAGGAACAGGAAGGAUGGUUCAGUGGAAGCUCUUUUCUCUGGUAGCCCAGACUCCGUUCAGGAGAUGGAGCAGAGGUGCCGUCGUGGUCCACCGGCUGCCAUGGUUACUGGGCUUGAAGUUUUCCCUUCCAAUGAUGAUCCCGGCACUGGAUUUGAGAAGAAGCCUACAAUUUGAUGAUGCUAUAUAUAAAGAGGACUAUCGAUGAUUUGCCUACUUUACACUGAGAUUCUGCACACAUGGUUAGAGAAGGGUGACAAGGUGAGUGAUGCAUAAAGUUGGGAAUAUGAUGAUGUUAGAUAAAUCAUGAAAUUCAGAGCUCCUUUCAUUUUAGAACCAAAACCAGACCCUAUCUUAUAUGGUUCCAUGUAUUCAACAUAAUUCAAUUAUUUCUUUAUUUCCCAUCAGACAAGCGUAGGGACAACACGGUGCUUCAUAUUUUUUCAUAUUUCUAAGUAAUAAUGAUAUUAUUAGCCACAUAUAUAUAUAUAUAUAUGUAUGUAUGUAUGUAUUUCUUGAUGAUCAAGUUUGGCCGUAGAAAAACUUCUCUCGCUUGAAAAUUUUCCUUGGGCUUGAAACUGACUGAUAAAAUUACUUAUCAACAAUUCAAGCUGGUUAACUUUUGAAGAUGAUCUGAAGUCAUUGUUUGUACCUCAUUGCCAACAUUGUAUAAACCACUCAUAUUUUCUCAAUGCUCACUCAAUAAAUGCGAGGGCCUGUUUAAGAUAGAGUAGGACCAAGUAGUGAAAGCAGAAAACGCAAAACAUUGGUCUUUGUCUCUGAUUAAAAUGAAAAAUGCCAUGCAUCUAGUACCGUGAAAGAGAUGGUUCAACGGCGCAGGUCUCCAAGGCUGGCAUUCUUGUCCAGUUACUCCCAUUCAUAGCAGUGCUUAAAAUCUACAUGACUGCGGAUUCAUUGUAGAUGUACUGGAGGGCCUACUGUUUGAAGAAAACUAUCAAACUGUACUGCUAAUGACCUAAUUCUACAUCAAUCAAUUUAUGUAACUUCCCCCCUCUGUUAAGCAUCAAUUUUCAAUAGUGAAGGGUUUUAUCAUAAACAAACACUGAAUUUAGUCCCACUUUACUGCAAUAUCCUGUGGUAAGAUAAGGCGAAAUCAAGAAAAAGAUUAACGUGAAUAUUCGUGUUAAGAACAGUAGAAUACCGUGUGGCUCCACAGCAUUACUUGAAAAUAGUUUCUAACUUUGAUUCACAAACCAAUAUAAAUACCUCCAAGUCUGGCAGAAUGGCAUGUAGAUUUUCAAAGAAACUCAUAAACUCACUGCGAUAAUUGUCAAUCAAGAACAUGGCAGAAAGCAAAAGAGGGUUAAUGAUGUUCAGGCCUUUCUUUCAGAAACUACGAAAGAGGUUCUCGAGUUCAGCAUACAGCACAUCUCCAGAACUCAACCAUGACAAAUUCGAUGAAGACAUGAGCGUCGGUAAAGCAGUGCCAGGCGAUGUUAAGGAAGGAUUUUUUGCUGUCUCUGCAGCGAAUGGAAAAGAAACACAGAGGUUUGUUAUUGAAUUGGACCACUUAACAAACCCUGAAUUCCUAAGCCUACUCGAUGAAGCUCGGGAAGUAUAUGGAUCCCAUCAAACGGGGGUCCUUUCUCUCCCUUGUCAGCCUCAUGAAUUAGAGGAGAUUCUUGAACACAGCAAAGAAAACAAUGUCUGCAUUGAAAGUCAGGAUAUGGUAAUGCUACCUUAACGGGAAGCUACUAGGAUGAUAAAUAAAAUAUUGGUUGUAAUCUUUCAAGUUCUUGUACCAGUGAACAUGUCUUGCUUGGAUGUCAGAUUUGUAAAAUUUCACUAUUGCUAUCCCGCUGUGUGUAGUCGUGAUAUUUUUGCUGUCGAAUCCAUUUGCACCCUAAUGUCUUGCUUGGUUGGCAAACUUUUAAGGCUUUAGCGUGCAAUGUCAAGCUACGUUAUCUUGUCUUAUUAAUGUAAUCCUUGUGGUUUAGUGUGCAAUGUCAAGCAAUGUCAAACUUUUGUAAGUUGAAUAAAA
Gossypium raimondii (Peruvian cotton) is the source of this 2814-nucleotide messenger RNA. RefSeq lists its product as uncharacterized. Gene Ontology annotation, molecular function: acylphosphatase activity. Lineage: Eukaryota; Viridiplantae; Streptophyta; Magnoliopsida; Malvales; Malvaceae. The transcript has 4 exons. The record is from RefSeq and is a predicted model, not a curated record. Bases 378 to 989 code for a protein of 203 amino acids.